AGGAAGUAAAUGGUGAAAUCCCUCCAAGAGAUAGCCAAUGUAAUUUAAUUAUCUAUCAUAAUUUAGAAACCAUUGACUGAAUUAUAAUAUGUUGAGUUAUUGGAUUGGUUUGAGGAUUAUUGUAUUUAAUAGGCUAAGAAAUUUUAAUAAUAAAAAAACAGAAGCUUAUUCACCAAAUCAAUACAAGCAAUUAAGAAUGAUCAUGCUAGAGAUUACAAUGAACAUUAAAAUAAAUAACUAUCUUAGCCAGUUUCAAAAAAAGUUAAAGUUAAUGUUGACAAUAAUAAUAAUAAUAAUAAUAAUAAUAAUAAUAAUAAUAAUAAUAAUAAUGAUGUAUAAAAAACAAAAGGAGAUAUAGAAAAUGAUGUUGAAUCUAUGUCAGAAGAGAAUUAAUCAAAUUAAAAGUAGAAUUAAAUUGUAUUUAAUAUUUAGUUAAACUGACUAAUUGAUGUUACUAUUACUAUUAACAGCAGUAAAUCAAUAAUCAAAAGGUAUAGAUACUCAAUCUUAGGUAAAAGUACAUAAUUUAUUUAUUAAAUUUAAAUAGUAGAACAAUAAUAAUAUCAAUGAAAGAUGUAGGUACUUUCCCAAAUGUACCAACAAGCAUUGUUAAUAUAUUCAUCCAAAAAUUAAAGUAGCUAAUUAUUUAAAUAUUCAAUUUAGUGCAAAUAUUUUCCUUAUUGUAGCAAGGGAAAUCAAUGCAUUUAUAUGCAUCAGCAAUGCAAACAUGGGAUUCAUUGCAAAAACCCAUAAUGCAGUUAUGAACAUCCAUACAAUAAAAAAUGAUAUCAUAU
Molecule: messenger RNA, 794 nt
Organism: Paramecium primaurelia
Lineage: Eukaryota; Ciliophora; Oligohymenophorea; Peniculida; Parameciidae
Source: the annotation of a GenBank genome assembly